Molecule: messenger RNA, 5063 nt
Organism: Gymnogyps californianus (California condor)
Lineage: Eukaryota; Metazoa; Chordata; Aves; Accipitriformes; Cathartidae
Gene: LONRF2
Product: LON peptidase N-terminal domain and ring finger 2
Exons: 13
Coding region: 1-2361 (786 amino acids)
Molecular function (GO): protein binding
Source: RefSeq, a predicted model, not a curated record
AUGGAGCUGGGCCCGGGGCCCUGCGCGCUGCCCCCCGCCGCCGCCGCGGCACCAGCCCCGGCCCCGGCGGCGGGGGGACCCUGCGCCGAGAUGCUGCAGGUGGCGGAGGAGGCCUUCCGCGGCGGCAACUUCGAGCUGGCGGCCGAGAUCUACGGCUCGGAGCUGGCGGGGCUGCCGCAGCCCGAGCGGGGCCUGUGCCUCCGCCGCGCCGACGCGCUGGCGCGGGCCGGCCGCAUGGCCGAGGCGCUGGACGCCUACGGCGCGGCGGCGCGGCUGGCGCGGCUGCGGCCCGAGGAGCUGCGGGAGCUGGCCGAGAGCUUCGCCCUCAGCAUCCGUGACAAGGAGCUGCGCCUCCCGCCCUGGGGGAGCGGCGGACCCGGCGGCGGCGGGGCGGAGGGCGAGGGGCUGGGCGACCCGGCGUGCUGCCGCCCGCCCGAGCUCUUCGCCUGCCCGCUGUGCCGGCGGCUGCUGUGCGAGCCGGUGACCCUGCACUGCGGGCACACCCACUGCCGCCGCUGCGCCGAGCCCGGCGACUGCGGCCGCUGCCACCGCCCGCGCCGCCCCGCCGAGACGACCCCCGCCGCCGCCGCCGCGCCGCCAUCGCCCGCCGCCCGCCCGCGGGUCAACGUGGUGCUGGGCAACCUGCUGCACAAGUGGUUCGGCGCCGAGAGCCGGGCGCGGCGGCUCCGCGCCGAGGGCGACGCGCUGCGGGAGCGCCAGGAGCUGCCGGCCGCCCUGGAGAAGUACAACCAAGCCCUGGAGAUGGCUCCUUGCAAGUGUUCACUAAUAGCACAGCGAGCAGAACUCUGUACGUUGAUGAAAAACUACCAGCAAGCUCUUCACGACGCGGAUGUCCUCUGCCGAAACAAACCCCACUGGCCUGCGGGCCAUUAUGUGAAAGCAAAAGCUCUUUCUGGAUUGGAAAGGACUGAGGACGCAUUGAAGGAGUUUCUCUAUUGUGUUGCCUUAAAUCCUGAAUGGAGCUCAAUGAAGAAAGAAGCCCAAAAGAUAAUGUGUGAGAUGUUUUUCCCAGCCUUUGAAAAUGUGCAUGAUAGUCUAACAGCACCUUUCUCUAGUCGAACAUCCCAUACAAGAUUGAAACCUGCAUUUCUGAGUAGCAUAAACACACAGUCAGCUGUGGAAGAUAGCUCUGUUGCUGGGUCCUCAAAGGAUACUGUGUUCAGGUUAACAAAAACUCCGUCCCAGGAAUCUGAUGUAUUUAGAAGCACUGAUUCUCCUGUUUCCCAUCACAUUCUGGAUCUCUAUUUUGAAGACAACAAGAAGUCUUUGGGAGCUAUUCUCUCCAGUUUGCCUGGGGUUGGCUUAAAAAGAAAGCUGUCCAGUGAUAUGAGGGAUUUACAAAGCUUGGAUGUCCCCAAUAAGAUUCCUAAAAAAGAUGCAGAUGUUUCACCUGAAAACACCGCUGUCACUUCAAGUGAAAUACCAACAACUCUGGUGGAUGCAUCGGACUUUGAGUGUUCCCUGUGCAUGAGGUUGUUCUACGAACCUGUUACCACUCCCUGUGGACAUACCUUUUGCCUCAAAUGCCUUGAGCGUUGCCUUGACCAUAAUCCGCAUUGCCCACUCUGCAAAGAAAAGCUGUCAGAAUUUCUGGCAAGCAGAACUUACAAGAAGACCGUCCUUACAGAAGAACUGAUAGUCCGUUACUUGCCAGAGGAAUUAUCUGAAAGGAAGAAAGUUUAUGAGGAAGAAAUGAAGGAAUUGUCAAAUUUGAAUAAAGAUGUUCCCAUCUUCGUAUGUACCAUGGCCUUCCCUACUAUCCCUUGCCCACUCCAUGUCUUUGAACCUCGUUAUCGUCUAAUGAUAAGAAGAUGCAUGGAAACUGGUACCAAGCAGUUUGGCAUGUGCUUAGCUGACGAAUUAAAAGGAUUUGCAGAUCAUGGCUGUAUAUUAGAGAUCAGGGACGUAAAGUUUUUUCCUGAUGGGCGCUCAGUUGUUGAUACAGUUGGUGUCCGUCGUUUUAGGGUCUUAAGCCAUGGCCAGCGAGAUGGAUAUAACACAGCAAACAUCGAGUAUCUUGAAGAUAAAAAGGUUGAAGGACCGGAAUAUGAAGAACUUGUCCGCCUUCAUGAUUCAGUUUAUGAUCAAGCCGUUGCCUGGUUUACUUCUCUUAAAGACAAUAUGAAAGUGCAAAUUCUCAAUCAUUUUGGGUCCAUGCCAGGAAAAGAACCAGAGCCACAGAGCAACCCCAGUGGUCCUGCCUGGUACUGGUGGCUCUUGGCAGUGUUGCCUCUGGAAAACAGAGCUCAGCUGGCUAUAUUGGCUAUGACCUCCCUUAAAGAUCGUCUUAUCGCCAUCAGACGUGUAUUGAUAUUCGUGACUCGCAAAAGACCCAGAUAACAUGGACUUCAGUUGACAAGGAAACUGGACAGUGGAUUGAAGAGGUGUUUCCUAGACUUUCUUGGAGGUAGUGAACAGAAGAGGAGUUACGCUGCCCGGCAGAAGUAUGCAUGAAGACUAUAACCAACAGUACGCUCUUGUAGUGAAUUGGUAGGCAGUCUGUCAUACACCCACAUCUCUCUCUCUUCAGCAAAUAGCAGUCUGUGAGGAAAAAAAAAAUUAAGCCGUUUGUGGUCAAGGCAUCUGAGGAUGUUUAUCUGAAAGAAUAAUAGCUACUGAAUAAGUGCACUAUUUAGUAGCCUUAGGUAAUCCCUCAUGUUGUGAUUUAUGUGUUGUAGCGGAUUGAGUAUGUACAAAAUGUUUGGAAAGGUGUACUUUGGUUUAUUUGAAAAGACAAAUCAAAGUAAUCCUAGCUGGUCUUUUUGCUAAAUUCAAAUCAAGCUGGCUCCCUAAGGUGUGAUAAACGCUGCUGUGAAAUAAUGAUUUCACCCCAACUACGAGGUAGGCAUGCUGCAGUUUACUCUGAAUGCCUGCUCUACGAGUGGGACUGGCGAGGAUGAAAUGCGUGGAGGCUUCCAUCUCCCUCCUGCCUGCAGUGUCAUGCCAACUUCCCGUUACGUUGGGGUGAUCUCUACUGAACGUGUUUCAAACCGAAAGUAUUGUAGUUUAGUACCAGUUGCUGUAUGUGAUGGAAAUCAGUCCACAAUAACACCGUGAAAGAGGCACAAACCGAACCUAUAAAGGCAAGUCUCAAUGCAAGCUUAAGUCAGGUGUUAACUUUCAUUUGUCUCUUUGAUUAUUUUUUUUAUGUAUUGUUUUGUUAAUAUCUAACUUUGAUAGCUAUUAAAUUGAUUGCUUGUCAGUCAAAUGAUCAACAUUUGCUCAACUGCCAAUGAAAUAACUAACAGUGUUACCAAUUCAAUUGGCAUAGUUUCCUAUAAGUAGAACUGAUACUACCAACAGGAAAAUAAGUUGACUUGAAUCUCCAUGUGCUGCAAGCAUAGCAAGACCAAUGUAAAGACUUGUUCAUGUGCAGAAGUCUGGUAAGAAGAAAUGGCUGUUUACCUAAAUGGUCAAAGUGCCUGAUUUCUUUUUUAGUUCUUUUGUCCUUAUUUGUCAAUGAAGAUGUAUUUAAACUUUUUUUUUCACUUUGCACAUGAAUUCUGGAAGAAGACUGCAUUAAAAUGCAGUGAUUGAGAUGUAUUACCUGCUCUCUUUGGGUAUUGUAGUUAUAACCUGUGUGGUCUGGGAAACAAAAAUACAGAGUUUUUUUCCUUUCAGCAAAUGGCUACCACAAAUGGUUUCUGUAACGUACCCUGAAUGUACUGUAACUGCCUCUACCUUGAACACGCCUUUUUCUAUUUAAAUAGUUUGUAAGUAUAUUCUCUGAAUUGUGAAGUGCAUAACUUACAACCAAUGAUGUCAUAACCUCUACAGUAGCCUUCUGCAAGUUCUGCUACCAUCACCAAAAUACUCAAAAUUCAAGUUGAAUGCAUUUCCUCCAGGAUUUGAAGAUGAUGAAGAGGAAGUCACUGAAAUAUAAAGGAAUUGUUCUGUAUAUGGGGGAGGAAAUGUCAGAAGUCAGUAGGUCUUCAGCCCACUGUCAGCUGAGCUACCGAAGGGUGGUUUCGCAAACUAAUUCUCGGACCAGAAGAUGGACUGUAUUUGAUCUUGCAAUCCUUUCUGUUCAGCUUCCUGUUCUUCCCAUCCCUUUCCAUACUGUGUAUUUCUUCUAGACUCACUCAUCUUGCUCCUUCGUGUGUCUGGCCUAGUUUUGAGUAUUACUAGUUUAGCUGCAAGGGGAUGCCGAUGGUGUUUGUAUAUUGCUGGUCCCUGAUCUUACAUGUGCUUAAUUUUACAUAUAGGAGUGCAUUUAAGGAAAAAAAAAAAAAAAAUCAAGGUGCUAGUUAGUGUCUUCUUGGCUUUGCCUCAGUAACUAAUGUGAAUAUUCUUCUUUGCAAAAGUGAUUUUUCAAGAUAUCUACUUUUGAGGUACUUCUGAGAGGAAACCCUAUGGAACAAGAGAGGUUGUUUACUGCUGUUUUGUAAUGUGUAAAGACACAUUUUACAUGGAAGGUGACAUUACUGUGUUCAUGAAGGCCUGCAUAAUUAAUGGAAAGAUAGUUAUUGAAGAGAAAGCUGAACUGUAGAGGGAUUUUUUUUUAGUCAAGGUUUAAAGCGGUUUGUGAAUAUUUCAGUGACUGAUGUUUUGGAUAAAUGAUGACAACAUAGGAAUUGUCUGUGUAUGGAUGCAUAUAAUCAUAUUAGCAGCCCAAAGCUGACAUUUCUUCCAAAACAUUGAAUGCUGAUCAAAUAGCAAAGCUUUAAUAAAUAAUAAAAAAAAAUAAAAAUCACCACUGCCCUGUGGUACUUGCUUUCUAAGGGAAAGUACCAGUUUCAUGGUUACCAAAUUAUCUCUGCCAUAUAAUCUCUACAGCAUCCAGUAGUACCUCAUGGGAAAAGCUAGCUAUCUCAUUUCUCUCUAGAGGAAAUGUCCACGUUAUGGCCGAUCUACGCUUAGGUGUAACUUGUCGCCAAGGUACAUGUGGAAGCGUUGGAGCUGAGCUCCUGGAAGAGAUAGACAGGAUUCGUUGCCUUUCUAGCUCAUUACACUUUUCUUGCUUGCUGUCCAAGCAAGGAUGCUGGGAUAUAUGAUGAGUCUUUUCACUGUGGUGAAUGUGGCCCUUCUUUAUACAUCGUAAA